CCACCUGCUGCUGGAGUGAGGGUUUCCUCUAAUGUUAAGAUAUUUUUUAUUGUGUGAUAUAGUUCAUCAUUUCGGGAUCUUUCAUGGUGGUGGCUGAGAAUCGUAAAUCAUCAUUUCUGGUAAAAGGCAGUUUAGGGAUGAAUAUCAUGAGUAGUAUUGUUGCAGCUAUUGGGAUAAUUCUUUUUCUUGUGGACAUCGUUUAUUUCCCUAGUUUUAUUUCUGACAGCUACUAUGCAUGGGCACGGAGAACAGCACAAGGGCUUUCAGCUGUGCUUUUGAUCUUUUCCAUCCUGGAGCUUUUCAUUGGGCUUGUUGCUUCAAGUUUUGGAUGUAAAGCUGUAUACUAUGAAGCUGAUGAGGCAACACAUUUUGUGCCAGAUGCAAUUGUAUCACACCAAGGAGUUCUCAUACCAGUGGAUCCUCCUCCUUAUGAAGCAUAGGCUAAUGCAGGUUAU
Molecule: messenger RNA, 455 nt
Organism: Hemicordylus capensis (graceful crag lizard)
Lineage: Eukaryota; Metazoa; Chordata; Lepidosauria; Squamata; Cordylidae
Product: membrane-spanning 4-domains subfamily A member 8-like
Exons: 4
Coding region: 84-440 (118 amino acids)
Biological process (GO): cell surface receptor signaling pathway
Cellular component (GO): plasma membrane
Source: RefSeq, a predicted model, not a curated record